Cyclopterus lumpus (lumpfish) is the source of this 957-nucleotide messenger RNA. RefSeq names its product neurotrophin 3 (gene ntf3). Lineage: Eukaryota; Metazoa; Chordata; Actinopteri; Perciformes; Cyclopteridae. Bases 76 to 957 code for a protein of 293 amino acids. Gene Ontology annotation, molecular function: nerve growth factor receptor binding; growth factor activity. The transcript has 2 exons. Gene Ontology annotation, biological process: negative regulation of neuron apoptotic process; nerve growth factor signaling pathway; positive regulation of peptidyl-serine phosphorylation. The record is from RefSeq and is a predicted model, not a curated record.
GUUUUCGCCAAAGGAUUCUGUCUACAGAUUAAUCACCUUCAUGUCGACUGUGUUGGAUACUAACCCGCCGAUGCUAUGGUUACCUUUAUUACGAUCUUGCAGGUGAAUCUAGUGAUGUCCAUCCUGCUGUACGUGAUGGUCCUCGUGUACCUCUAUGGUAUCCAGGCGACCAACAUGGACAGCAGUCGCCAGGGGCAACAGCAGCAGCAGCAGCAGCCGAGUCCCGACCCCUUAAACUCCCUUAUCAUCCAGCUGCUUCAGGCGGACCUGACGAGGGGGAAGACCAGGGGGAACCAAAGCCAACAGGGGAAAAGCAGGGACACCGAUCCCCCGGACACGCUGCCCCCCAUUCUCACCGCUAACUUACCUUUGGAGGAGCAGGGCGAUGCAGAGCAGUGGGGGACGGGGGGCCGCAGCGACGACCAGGAGGUGAUGCUGUUGAACUCGGACGUUCUCAGGCAGCACAAGCGGUACAACUCGCCCCGGGUGCUGCUGAGCGACCGUCCGCCGCUGCAGCCCCCGCCGCUGUACCUCACGGACGACUACGUCAGUGGCGGAUCGGACGGGGCGGCGGCCAACAAGACGCGGAAGAAGCGCUACGUCGAGCACAAGAGCUAUCGUGGGGAAUAUUCUGUGUGCGACAGCGAGAGCCAGUGGGUGACAAAUAAAACCCAAGCAGUGGACACGGGGGGCUACCCCGUCACCGUCCUGGCCAAAUUUAAAAUCAGUGCCACGCAGGACAUCAAACAGUUCUUUUAUGAGACACGCUGUCGGACCCCCAGGCCCUUCAAAGGUGGCUGCAGGGGCAUCGAUGACAAGAACUGGAACUCGCAGUGCAAGACGACGCAGACGUACGUCCGGGCGCUGACGCAAGUCCGCAAUUCAGUGGGCUGGAGGUGGAUUCGCAUAGACACCUCGUGCGUCUGCGCGCUGUCAAGGAAACGUCGCAGGACGUAA